AUGGCCUCCGCCAGUGCUCUGCUCCUGCUCUUCUCGGCCGCCUUCUGCCUCCUCGCCCGGCGGGCCGCCGGCGACUACGGGUCGUGGCAGAGCGCCCACGCCACCUUCUAUGGCGGCGGCGACGCGUCCGGCACAAUGGGCGGCGCGUGCGGGUACGGGAACCUGUACAGCACGGGGUACGGCACGAACACGGCGGCGCUGAGCACGGCGCUGUUCAACGACGGCGCGGCGUGCGGGUCGUGCUACGAGCUCAAGUGCCAGGACGUGAGCAGCUCCUGCCUGCCGGGCAGCAUCACCAUCACCGCCACCAACCUCUGCCCGCCCAACUACGCGCUGCCCAACGACGACGGCGGCUGGUGCAACCCGCCGCGCGCCCACUUCGACAUGGCCGAGCCGGCCUACCUCCAGAUCGGCAUCUACCGCGCCGGCAUCGUCGCCGUCGCCUACCGGAGGGUGCCGUGCGUGAAGAAGGGUGGGAUCAGGUUCACCAUCAACGGCCACUCCUACUUCAACCUGCAAGGGGUCCAGCACCGGGUGGCAGGCCAUGGCCCGCAACUGGGGCCAGAACUGGCAGAGCAACGCGGACCUCGACGGCCAGAGCCUCUCCUUCCGGGUCACCCUCAGCGACGGCCGCACCACCUUCAAGCGCCGCAACGGCGGCCGCAACAAGCAAGGACGCGGCCACGUCAAGUUCGUCCGCUGCUCCAACUGCGCCAAGUGCGUCCCCAAGGACAAGGCGAUCAAGAGGUUCAAGGUGAGGAACAUCGUGGAGGCGGCAGGCAUGAGAGAUAUCAAGGACGCCUGCGUCUUUGA
This is a messenger RNA of Triticum turgidum subsp. durum (durum wheat), 813 nucleotides long. The record is from the annotation of a GenBank genome assembly. Lineage: Eukaryota; Viridiplantae; Streptophyta; Magnoliopsida; Poales; Poaceae.